Canariomyces notabilis is the source of this 576-nucleotide messenger RNA. Its product is annotated as ribosomal protein S19/S15. The record is from RefSeq and is a predicted model, not a curated record. The transcript has 4 exons. Gene Ontology annotation, molecular function: structural constituent of ribosome; RNA binding. Gene Ontology annotation, cellular component: mitochondrial small ribosomal subunit; cytosolic small ribosomal subunit; ribosome. Bases 1 to 273 code for a protein of 90 amino acids. NCBI's taxonomy places the organism in Eukaryota, Fungi, Ascomycota, Sordariomycetes, Sordariales, Chaetomiaceae. Gene Ontology annotation, biological process: translation; ribosomal small subunit assembly.
AUGCAGCCGACGAGAUGUCUACUUAAACGAUCUGUUUGGAAAGGGCCGCACAUUGUCCCUCUGCCCAUCGUGCGGCCCGAGCCAGGGAAGAAGGUCGCCCCGAUCCGGACUCAGGCUCGUUCCGCCACGAUCCUGCCCAGUUUCGUCGGUCUCAAGUUCCAGGUGCACAACGGCAAGGUCUACCACGACGUGACCAUUACCGAGGAGAUGGUGGGCCAUAAGCUGGGCGAAUUCUCUCCGACACGGAAGCCGUUCAUUUGGGGCAGGAAAUAGAGGCGUGGGAGGAUAGACUUUCUAAGAUACCCAAAUUACAAGGGCCUCCUGAAGAGGGAUCUGUGCAUAUAUGUAACAACAUUUGUAACACUUAAGACGCUGCGAAGGGUGCGUGCGUGGCUAAGCCAUGCCAGCUAUGCUACCAUACUGCUUGUUGUUGACUUGCGGUGAUAGCCGGCGAACACGGAUCCCGCUCACGGCUAUGGACACUCGAAGUUCACGCUUGAUGUUUCGAGGAGCGGAACUGGCUGGGACACCAACUGAUAAAUAAACUAACGUUGAUCACGUAUACAAGCCCUCGCC